Messenger RNA from Aphidius gifuensis, 3227 nucleotides. RefSeq names its product tubulin-specific chaperone cofactor E-like protein (gene mlt). Gene Ontology annotation, biological process: protein folding. The transcript has 6 exons. Gene Ontology annotation, molecular function: alpha-tubulin binding. The coding region runs from base 538 to 2016 and encodes 492 amino acids. The record is from RefSeq and is a predicted model, not a curated record. NCBI's taxonomy places the organism in Eukaryota, Metazoa, Arthropoda, Insecta, Hymenoptera, Braconidae.
GGUCGAUAAAAAGACACAAACUGCACUGUAUAUAUAUAUUAAAUGCAAAAAAUUCCACCUCCAAUUGCGUUUCAUGCAAUAGUGCAAAACUCGGGAAGGCAACUCAGCUGUUUCUGUUUACUAAACAAAGGAGACCAGUUCAUCAGUGAACGGCAAACAGUACGUUUGUACGUUUUCACAUUGUGGCCUAUUUCAGGCCCCCCCAUUUAUUAUCCCUCCUCAUUUACUAACAAAUAAUAGUCCAAAAAAACAAAACAAACAAAACAAAUUUAUAAUUUUUACAUUUUCUGCAAUUUUUAUUUUAAUUAAAUAUCAUAAAUUGCUGCUGCAGUAGUUGUGAAGAUAAAUAAAAUUAGAAAAGAAAUUGUUUUUUUUUUUUUUUAAUUAAAAAUAUUGUGCUGUCUUGAACUAGAAAAAUAAUUAAAUAUUUUUUUUUUUUUAAUAUUUAAAUUGUGUGCUUGAAGAGGAUAAAAAGGUGCAACUUCGAGGGACAAGGAAUUAUUUGUAAAACAACGUUAAACAACAAAUGCUUUAAAAAUGCCGUCUUUGCUGGAAGCAUUGGAGCUUAAAUAUGGAAACACAAUAAAUGAUUGUUCAGAAUGUUCAUUAACAGAUGAUGAAACAGAAUUAUCAGUAUCACCAAAAUCAGCAUUAUCAGUUAGUAUAUUUAUUCCAAAAAAAUCACCACGUCAUACUGUACCAGCACUGUUAGUAUUGCAAGAUUGUAAUAUUGAAUGUGCUGGUAGUGAUACUGAAAAACUACGUAAUAAAUGUAAAAAUGUUGAAGAACUUGAUCUUGCACAAAAUAAAUUAUCAAAGUGGAAUCAUGUAUUUGAAAUAUUACAACAUAUGCCAAAAAUUAAAUUUGUCAAUUUGAGUUUUAAUAGUUUGGCUGAUAAUAUUAUUAUUAAAAAUAAUAAUUAUUUAUCAUUAAAAAAUUUAGUAUUAAAUGGUACACGUGUAUCAUGGUUAACAGUACAACAACUUGUAAAUUUAUUAAUUAAUCUUGAAGAGUUACAUUUAUCACUGAAUGAAUUUAAAACAGUUGAUAUUGAUUAUAGAAAUAAUGAUAAUAUUAAUAGAUCAUUAAAAAAAUUACAUUUUACUGGUAAUCCAAUUGAACAUUGGUAUGAAAUUGCUAAACUUGGUUAUGCAUUUCCAAAUUUGGAAAGUCUUGUUUUGGCUGAAUGUCCAAUAACAUCAUUGUCGAUGAAAAAUAAUAUUAAUAAUAAUUAUGAUAAUAAUAAAAUUGAUAUUAUUAGAAAUAAUGAUGGUAAAAUUAAUGAUGAUGAUGAUGAUAAUGAUGAGUUGUUUAAUAAUUGUGAAUUUAUAACAGCAGCAUCAGCACAUGAUCCAUUUAAUAUGUUGAGAUUUUUAAAUGUUAAUGGUACACUGUUAUCAGCUUGGGAUGAUGUUGAAAAAAUUGCUAGAUUUCCAGCUUUGAAAUCAUUGAGAAUGCAAGGGUGUCCACUUUUUGAGAGUCCUCGAGAAUAUACUGAACACGAAAGGCGUCAAUUACUAAUUGCCAGAUUGCCAAAUGUGGAAACAUUAAAUGGUGGUGGUGUUAUAUCUGCUCAAGAACGCGAGGACGCUGAAAGAGCAUUUAUUCGUUACUACAUGGACAAGACGGAAGUUGACAGACCAGAGAGAUACGCUGAACUUGUUGGUAUACACGGAAAGUUGGAUCCAUUAGUUCAUGUUGAUUUGACACCAGAAAAACGAGUCAAGGUUAAAUUCACAUAUGGUGAUCUUGUUGAGAUGAGAUGUGUCGACGUUUACAAAACAGUUUUUGAAUUAAAAACAAAAUUGGAAUCUAUGGUUAAAAUACCAGCAAAUAAAAUGAGAUUAUUCUAUGUUGAUCAGGUAAUGAAAACACAAUAUGGACCUGAAGAAAUGUUAUAUCCCAGCAAACAAUUGUACAGAUAUAACAUCAGAAAUGGUGAUGAAAUAAUCAUUGACAGUAAAUUAAAUCGUGUUGUGUCAUCUUCAUCAAGUACAUCAUCAAUUCGUUCGUAAAAAAAAAAAAUUAAAAAAUACCUAUUCAAGCAAUUAUGAGGCAAUUUUUAUAAUUAAAAUUGAAUAUUUAAUACAAAUCAUUGUUGAUGUGAUUAAUUAAAUUUUCAUUGAUUAUUUUUUAUUAUAAUUCUCAGUAAUUACAGAAUUAAUCUUAUUGGAGAAAAUAAAAAUAAUAGAGGUUUUUUGUUAUUUUUAUUUGGAUAACUGAAAGUGUCAUUUCAAUUUGAAUGACAUUCACAUGUAUAUAAAGCAAUUUAAAGAUAAAUGAUAAAAUACUUUUGAUGAUUUAAAAUACUUUUUUGCUAUACUCUGGUCGUUUUAUUGCUUUAUCGUGUUUAUUUUUUAAGUAACUCGUGAGAAUCGGUAUCUCUAAAACUGGCACAAAAGUUUUUAGCAUCAACGUGAAGAAAAGUCGUGACUGAGUGUCUCAUAGAUGAUGUUAAAAAAAUAAAAUUAAAUAAAUAUUUAAAAAAAUGAUAAUUUUAUAGCAAUAGAUUCAGAGAUACCCGAUGAGGAUCAUUGUUGUAGCAAAAAAAAAAAAGAACAAAAAAAAUAAACAGUCAACUAUUUUUGUAGAUAAUAUUACCCGUAAAAAAUUUACAUUAAAAUAUAAAUCAUGAUUAUAUAAUUUAUAAAUAAUUAAUAAACUAACAAAAUUAUUAUUUUAAAAUCGUGUUAAAUAAAUUUGUCCAUGUCAUUGACUACAUGACUGGUAUAAAGAAUCAAUAAAACUAUUUGGUGAAAUUGGAUCGAAAAAAAAAAAUUUAUAAUUCAAAAUGAUUAUCAAAUAAAGCCAUAGAGUAUUUGUUGUUUUACACUGGCUGUGACAAAUUUAUUUGCAGAUAAAAAUAUACAAUUAAUAAAACCAAUAAAUUGUCGUAAAAAAAAAAGAUAAUGUUUUUUUUUUAACAAGUCGAUUAACAUUGCCAAUUAUUUUGACUGCCAGUCGAAACUCAAAAUAUUUUAACAUGUUAUUUUUAUUUAGCUCAUUCAUUAGAUAUAUAUAAAUGAUUUUUUUUUUUUUUUUUGAUAAUAUUAUAAUCACUAUCUUGACGUUUUAAAAUGAAAAAUGAUAAUUAUAAUUAAUUGUUAAUUGUUGAUAAACCCACUUGUAAUAAAAUGCAUUAUGUAAAUUGCAAAAAGAAAAAAAAAAAAAUCGAAAAAUAUGCCAUCAUUUGAAGCAUUUUAAUUUCUGUUAUCAAAUAUAUAAU